Messenger RNA from Lactuca virosa, 1990 nucleotides. Lineage: Eukaryota; Viridiplantae; Streptophyta; Magnoliopsida; Asterales; Asteraceae. The record is from the annotation of a GenBank genome assembly.
AUGGCUUUCCUGAGAAAACCCCCCAUCGGAGCUACAAAAUUCCCAUUCCCACUUCCUUCCACCAAACACAAACCCCUCAAUUUCACACAAGAGAAAGAGGGGAAAUUUUGUUUGAGAAAAGGACAUCCCAAGAACAACCCCACAAAUAAUUUAACAAAUUCUCCACUUUAUUUUUUCAAUUCCCCACUUCGGUUCUUGGGAGGAUUCCAGAUGGAAGAAGGAAGUGAGUCAACGAGAUACUGGUGUCAUGUAUGCAACAGAGUAGUCGAAACGUUCAGGGAGGCUGAGACGAUCAAAUGUUCGUCAUGUAACGGCGGAUUCGUGGAGGAACAUGAUAGCGUAAGGGCUGAUGAUCACAACCACCAACACCAACUCGCCGGAGAUUCGGAAUCUGACCGUGCUAUGUCAUUGUGGGCUCCAAUUUUGCUUGGAAUGAUGAGUAACCCUCGCCGGCGACGUAGAUUAAGACAGAUUGAGAACAACGAGGAAAACGAUGAGAAUGAAGAUCAUAACGACUCCGAAGAACGCUACCGUCGUUACCACCGUGAAGGAGGAGAGUCGGAAUUGGAUAGGGAGUUGGAGUCUAUUAUGAGAAGGCGGCGGCGAAGCUCCGCCGCGAUCGUUCAACUCCUUCAGGGGAUUCGCGCCGGGAUGAUAACGCAAUCGGAGAAUAACGCUGAUAGGGAAGGCGGAGAGAGUAACAGAGAUCGAGAUCGUGUUAUUCUGAUUAAUCCGUUUAGUAACACAAUCAUUGUCCAGGGUGGUGGCAGUGGUGCAAAUUCAUUUGACUCCUCCGGCGUCGGCGGCCCACAGAACCACCCAAUCGGAUCCCUAGGCGAUUACUUUGUGGGCCCCGGACUGGAAUUACUCCUCCAGCAUCUCGCGGAGAAUGAUCCAAACCGGUACGGAACACCACCGGCAAAAAAAGAGGCGGUGGAGGCCAUGCCGAUAGUGAAAAUCCAGGAAGAUUCCGUUCAGUGUUCAGUUUGUUUGGAAGAUUUUCAGAUCGGAGAUGAAGCAAAAGAGAUGCCAUGUAAACAUAGGUUUCACGGUGACUGUAUCCUGCCAUGGCUAGACCUUCACAGUUCAUGUCCAGUUUGCAGGUAUCAGUUACCUUCCGAUGAAUCCAAACUCGAACGAGACCGUGAAGCUUCCCGUGCUAUCACUGUCAACACCAACGUGAUCGCCGGAGAAUCUGAGAUCGCCGGAGAAGACGGUUCCGGUUCCUCCCGGCGACUUUCUGUAACUCUCCCUUGGCCUUUCAACAGCCUUUUCUCAUCAACAUCAACUUCAGGCACUCAAAUCACAAACCCUCGUUUGAUAAUGGACACAGGGUCGUCGGACUCAGGGUCAGGUCCGCCGGAGAACGGAGGUGGUCGGAGGGACGAUGAUAAUCAAUGAACCGCAGCUCAGCUGUAAGUUUUCCUUCAUGUUGUGUAUACGCCGUCGUUACAGAAACGUGUACAGAGAUCGGAUAUUAUAUUGUUUAAUAUUGACAGGAGUAUAUCGUGUUUCUGUCUUCUUUUAUGUAAACCUAAUUAUGAAGGAUUGUUUACGCCUUCAAAAAUUUUUCCAACAUUUUUCUAGAUUACCUCUGGAGCUUAGCUUCUUAAAAUACAUUUCAAUCAUGUGGCAUAGAUACUAGAUAAAUAUUAACGAAAAGCAAAGUAAUAGAUUGAGUUAUUUUACAACUCCUACGGAAUGAACCAUUCAUGAUUCCAUCGUAUCAACACAACUUUAAUGCAAAAAUUAGUUUGAUUAUACCAAACACAUAGCAACAAAACAUCCAACCGAGUUGACUCGGUGAAAAACAAGUACGAAGUCAUUUAUUACUUGAAGAAAACGAUUUGGAAAUAAAGAUGGAAAUGAGCGUGGGAGGAAUCACUUUCACUUUCACUUGACAGUGAUAAUCUUGAUGACGGAUGCGGAUCCAACUCGGUGUAAAGCAACAACCGCAUCUCCAUCCUUGCAAAGGCCUUUACUCUUAGCA